CCCCACCCUCAAUCACAUAAAAAAAAAGAUCUCCUCAUUUUCCUUAUCUCUCUCUCUCGCGCUCUCUCUCUCUCUCUUCGAAACCCUAAAACCCCAAUUCUUCUUCUCUAACUUUCCAAACCCUAAUUCCUUCAUUCUCGAAUUCCCUUCUCUCUCGGCUCAGUUUGCUCUAGCACUCUUAGUUACUCAUCACUACACUUAUGGCUGAAGUUGAAGUUGAUCAUGUCUUUGUUGAGCCUGACGUAGAUCAAGUACCUGAACAAGUAGCUGAAGAAGUAUCUGAUCAAUUACCUGAUCAAAUACCUGAUCACGUACCUGAAAACACAGAGCCGGAACAAAAACAAGGGCGUGAUGAGGAUUCUGUCAUUGGAGGCGGUGAAAAGAAGUGGCCUGGAUGGCCUGGAGAGAGUGUUUUCCGGAUGCUGGUUCCUGCACAGAAGGUUGGUAGUAUAAUUGGACGCAGAGGGGAGUUCAUCAAAAAAAUAGUUGAGGAGACAAGAGCUCGCAUAAAAAUUCUUGAUGGUCCUCCAGGGACAGCAGAAAGAGCUGUAAUGGUAUCUGCCAAGGAGGAGCCUGAUUCUUCUCUCCCUCCUGCUAUGGAUGGCCUUCUGAGAGUUCACAAACGCAUUGUGGAUGGUUUGGAGGGUGAUUCAUCUCAUGCUCCACCAGGAAUGGGAGGCAAGGUCUCUACAAGGUUGCUUGUGGCUGCCUCUCAAGCUGGAAGUUUGAUUGGAAAACAGGGAGGAACUGUUAAAUCCAUUCAAGAGGCAUCAAACUGUAUCGUUAGAGUUCUUGGUGCAGAAGACCUACCUGUUUUUGCUCUUCAAGAUGAUAGAGUUGUUGAAGUUGUAGGGGAUCCAGCAGGUGUGCACAAGGCUGUGGAACUAAUUGCUUCCCAUCUCAGGAAGUUUUUAGUUGAUCGAAGUAUAAUUCCUAUAUUUGAAAUGCAUAUGCAAAUGGGGAAUCCUCAGAUGGAGCACAUGCCACCACCACAACAUCAAUCGUGGGGUCCACCUCAAGGUGUUCCUCCAAGUGGUGGUGGAGGUCCUGGUUAUGGACCUACCCCUCAAUACAUGCCACCUCCACGGCAACUUGACAAUUACUACCAACCUGCUGACUUGCCGCCUCCCAUGGAUAAACAGCCUCAUCACGGGAUAUCUGCCUAUGGAAGAGAAGCUCCAAUGGGUGUACAUGCGUCAUCAAAUGCCCAAACAGCACCGUCAAUGGUUACCCAGGUCACACAGCAAAUGCAAAUUCCACUAAUGUAUGCUGAUGCUGUUAUUGGGACAGCUGGUACGAGUAUCAGCUACAUUCGACGAGCUAGUGGGGCAACUGUUACUAUACAAGAAACUAGGGGUGUUCCUGGUGAAAUGACAGUUGAAAUCAGUGGAACUGCUUCCCAAGUUCAAGCUGCUCAGCAGCUGAUACAGAAUUUUAUGGUUGAUGCCGGGGCGCCACCGCCGCAACAGGCACCAGCAGGUGGGACUACUGACCAAGGUUACAAUUCAUAUCCAGCUCAUGGCUCUGUUUAUGCGUCUCCUCCCUCCAACCCUGGACAUGCAGGCCACGCUGGGGGUUAUGGCUCAGUGUAUGGCACGAAUUAUGGGUACUAAGGUAGCUGAUUGGGUAAUCAUUUUAGAGAUUAUAAAUGUCAUUAUUGCAAGUUUAGCGUACUCACUGGACCAUUGUCUUAGGUAAGUCCUAAUAUUGUACUUUGCGUCAAGCCAAAUUUUUACUUAGAGAACUUACAUAUAUUAGAUUUCAUCAUGUGCAUUAGAAUGAUUGUAUGGUUGAGUCAAUUCAACAUUAACAAUUUUUUUGAGACUAAAUUACAGCUGCUGCUUGCUUUGAAUGUA
Messenger RNA from Quercus robur (English oak), 1856 nucleotides. RefSeq names its product flowering locus K homology domain-like. NCBI's taxonomy places the organism in Eukaryota, Viridiplantae, Streptophyta, Magnoliopsida, Fagales, Fagaceae. The transcript has 7 exons. Gene Ontology annotation, biological process: regulation of gene expression. Gene Ontology annotation, molecular function: mRNA binding. Gene Ontology annotation, cellular component: nucleus; cytoplasm. The record is from RefSeq and is a predicted model, not a curated record. Bases 201 to 1613 code for a protein of 470 amino acids.